AUGCAUCGGCCCCAUGAAAGGAGAGUCUCUGGGCCCAGGCGCACUCAUUCGGAAGAGUGGCUGAAAUGGGACCGGACGGGGCAGCUGCAACCGCCCAGCCCUGGCCUGACUCCGGGCCACGCUGGCAAGUGCUCAAGCUCGAGGCUUCCUGAAGCUGGUGCAGACCGAGGGCCUGGGAAGCCGCAGUGGUUUGUGAAGGGCAGCCAGUCUCCAGGCCGUGGUGGGUCAUGGACGUGGCCGUGGUUGGAGCUGAGGCCGCCGGGCUCGUGGAGGCAAAGCCGAAGACAGGAGUGGAUCCCGGUCACCAAGCUGGGAUGCCUGGUCAGGGAUAUGAAGAUCAUCCUGGAGGAGAUCUAUCUGUUCUCCCUGCCCAUCAAGGAGUCUAAGAUGAUCAACUUCUUGGGCGUGCCCCUUAAGGAUGAGGUUUUGAAGAUCAGGCCAGUGCAAAAGCAGACUCGCGCUGGUUAGUUGACCAGAUUCAAGGCUUUUGUCGCCAUUGGGGACUACAAUGGUCACGUCGGCCUGGGUGUCAAGUGCUCUAAGGCGGUAGCCACUGCCAUCCGAGGGGCCAUCAUCCUGGCCAAGCUCUCCAUUGUGCCUGUCUGGAGAGGCUACUGGGGGAACAAGGUCGGCAAGCCCCACACAGUCCCCUGUAAAGUGACAGGCCACUGUGGUUCUGUGCUGGUGCGCCUUAUCCCUGCCCCCAGGGGCACUGGCAUUGUCUCUGCCCCCGUGCCCAAGAAGCUGCUGAUGGCUGGUAUUGAUGACUGCUACACUUUAGCCAGGAGCUGCACUGCCACCCUGGGCAACGUUGCUAAGACCUACCUGACCCCUGACCUCUGGAAAGAGACUGUGUUCACCAAGUCUCCCUACCAGGAAUUCACUGACCGUCUUGUGAAAACCCACACCAGAGUCUCAAUGCAGAGGACCCAGGCUCCAGCUGUGGCUACCACAUAG
This is a messenger RNA of Jaculus jaculus (lesser Egyptian jerboa), 957 nucleotides long. Its product is annotated as 40S ribosomal protein S2. Gene Ontology annotation, molecular function: structural constituent of ribosome; RNA binding. Gene Ontology annotation, biological process: translation. Gene Ontology annotation, cellular component: ribosome; cytosolic small ribosomal subunit. The record is from RefSeq and is a predicted model, not a curated record. Lineage: Eukaryota; Metazoa; Chordata; Mammalia; Rodentia; Dipodidae.